AUGACUUACAAGAGAAGUAUGCAUACCCCUGUUUCCUCUGAUGAAGAACCUGAGAAGCAACACUGGCCUGAGUUCAAUGAUGAGUAUGGAUUUGGAGAAGGCCACUUUGAAGUAAGUACCAAGUUUGCAACUCUUGAUGAUUUUAAAGAAGUGGUAAAGGACUUGUUCAUAUCUGAGGGUAGGCAGCUUCAAUGGAUUAAAAAUGAUAAAGAAAGGGUUCGGGUAGGUUGCAAAGGAGAAGAAUAUCCAUGGGUUGUACAUGUAUCCUACAAUAAUUCUCUUAGGUGCUUCCAGGUUAAGACUUUUAAAUCUGAGCAUACAUGUGCAAGGGACAUGGGGAGUAAUGCUGCUGACCAACACUGGCUGAGCAACAAAAUUGAAAAAAGGCUAGGUAUCCAUCUUCAGAUGACUAGGAAGGAGGCUAGUGAUUUUCUGAAAGAUGAGUUUGGGAUACAUCCUAAUGAUAAGAUGGUUUACAGGGCACUAAAGGAGGCAAGAGACAGAAUUGUCGAAAGCGAGAGUGAGCAAUAUGGAAAGCUGAGGGAUUAUCUAUUUGAACUCUUACGCAGCAACCCUGGAUCUACUGCACUCUUAGAAGUGAUACCAAUUCCACAAUCCCUACCAGUGUUUGAUAAGAUAUAUAUAUGCCUGGAUGCAUGCAAAAAAGGCUUCAAGAGUGGCUGUAGACCUCUAAUAUAUUUGGAUGGAUGCUUUCUUAAGGGGUACUUUGGUGGACAGUUACUUUCAGCGAUUGCCCAAGAUGCCAAUAAUCAUUUCUAUACCAUUGCUUAUGCUGUUGUCGGAUCAGAAACAAAGGAGUCAUGGAAAUGA
Messenger RNA from Arachis stenosperma, 831 nucleotides. RefSeq lists its product as uncharacterized. NCBI's taxonomy places the organism in Eukaryota, Viridiplantae, Streptophyta, Magnoliopsida, Fabales, Fabaceae. The record is from RefSeq and is a predicted model, not a curated record. The coding region runs from base 1 to 831 and encodes 276 amino acids. The transcript has a single exon.